Molecule: messenger RNA, 1626 nt
Organism: Zophobas morio
Lineage: Eukaryota; Metazoa; Arthropoda; Insecta; Coleoptera; Tenebrionidae
Product: UDP-glucuronosyltransferase 2B2-like
Exons: 10
Coding region: 1-1542 (513 amino acids)
Molecular function (GO): UDP-glycosyltransferase activity
Source: RefSeq, a predicted model, not a curated record
AUGGAAUUCGACAGCUUCACUACAAACCAAACCAACAAAGGUCCGACUGCACCCCCCAAACAUCUGGUGGAUAGUAUUGAGGCAAAUCAAAGUUUGUGUUUCCUUAAUACAAACCUUUUGGUGUACCCGCCGAGACCUAAUGUACCCGUCGUGGUCGAAAUUGGACAGAUGCACAUUAAACCAGUGAAACCGCUUCCUCAGGAUUUGCAACAAAUACUAGACGAUGCUACCGAAGCUUUGUCUGAGUUACCUUACAAAGUUCUGUGGAAAUGGGAGUCCGACUAUUUACUUGGAAGACCAAAGAACGUGAUCAGAAAAAAGUGGUUUCCCCAACAGGAUCUCCUAGCACAUCGAAAUAUCCGAGCUUUCGUUACACAAGGUGGUCUUCAGUCCAUUGAAGAAGCAAUCUUUAGAGGGGUACCAUUAAUUGGGAUGCCUUUCAUGCGUGAUCAACCUAUGAAUGUACAAAAAAUCAUCGACAUGGGGAUCGGAUUAGGUAUUGAUUCUGUUACUAUGAGCAAGGAAGAGCUAAAAAAGUGUAUAAUUGACGUUGCCGAAAACCACAAAUACCAUGAGAGAAUUCAGGAAAUUCGAGACAUAUUGUACGACAAGCCAAUGACUGGGCUGCAAAAGGUUGUCUGGUGGUCUGAGUACGUUAUUAGACAUAAGGAAGCGGAACUCUUGAGGAGUCCGGCAGCUGAUUUUACUUGGUUUGACUAUUUAUUAUUGGAAGUUGUCUUAGUUGCAGUUGUACUGAGUGUAAACCCUUUGUUGUAUCCGCUGAGGCCCAACGUGCCUGCUAUAGUCGAAAUGGGGCAAAUGCACAUCAAACCGGUACAACCGCUUCCUCAAGAUUUGCAACAAAUAUUAGACGAUGCCACCGAAGGUGUGAUCUAUGUCAGCUUAGGGUCAAACAUCAAGAGCGUAAAUUUAGACGAAAAACUGAGGAACACAAUAAUAGAAGCCUUAUCUGAAUUACCUUACAAAGUUUUGUGGAAAUGGGAGUCCGAAUACUUGCCUGGAAGACCAAAGAACGUGGUAACAAAAGAGUGGUUUCCCCAACAAGAUCUCCUUGCACAUCGAAAUAUUCGCGCUUUCGUUACACAAGGGGGUCUUCAAUCUAUUGAAGAAGCAGUCUCUAGAGGGGUACCACUCAUUGGGAUGCCUUUCAUGGGAGAUCAGCCAUCAAAUGUGCAAAAAAUUGUAGACACGGAGAUCGGGCUAGGUGUUGAUCCAAGUACCGUGAGCAAGGACGAACUAAGACAAUGUAUAGUUAAUGUCGCCGAAAACAAUAAAUAUAAAAAACGAAUCGAAGAAAGUCGUAAACUUUUGUACGAUAAGCCGAUGACGGGGCUGGAAAAAGUUGUUUGGUGGGUUGAGUACGUUAUUGGGCAUAAGGGGGCAAAACACCUGAGGAGUCCAACAGCUGAUUUUUCUUAUUUUGACUAUUUCCUAGUGGAAGUUGUGUUAAUAGCAAUUGUAAUGAUUAGUAUCAUUAUUUAUCUCUCGUACAAAAUAAUCCAAUGGACUAAAUGUGUGUGAAAAUAGUACUGAACUGUACUGUUUAGUGCCGCUAAAAUAAUUUACCCUUAUAUAUGUGUUUAAAUAAUCAUCAAAUGUGUAAGC